UACGCACAGUUAUGUCACGCGCUGUAACAGAUCUCGUUUCAUGUGAUAUCCCCUAUAUCUACUUUGCUAUCACUAUUACUCUUCAUUCGUCUGAAGGUGUUCUCCAGCUUAUUUCUCAAGAUGAUGCGAGUAGCAGUACUUGUUGCCAUGGUGGCAGUAGGUCUUGGGGCAAUGGUUCCUCAAUUCGACAGCGCCCUUGACAACGAAUGGCAAGAGUACGUCAAAUACCACAACAAACAGUACCAACUGGGCGAAGUGGCGUACAGGCGCGCCAUCUGGGAAAAGAACCUGGCUUACGUGAAUAAGCAUAAUUUGGAGGCCGACCGCGGAGUGCACACGUUCUGGCUCGGCAUGAACAAAUACGGAGACAUGACGAACGAAGAAUUUGUCCGCGUUAUGAACGGCUACAAAAUGGCCAACCGGACAUCCGGUGCCACGUAUCUCCCGCCAAGCUUUGUCACACUUCCGGAUUCAGUUGAUUGGAGGAAGGAAGGUUACGUAACACCAGUCAAAGAUCAGGGACAGUGCGGAUCAUGCUGGGCCUUCAGCUCCACUGGUUCACUAGAAGGCCAAACCUUCAAGAAGACCGGAAAGCUGGUGUCUCUCUCCGAGCAGAACCUCGUCGACUGCUCCACAAAACAAGGUAACCAGGGUUGCUCAGGAGGUUUAAUGGAUCAAGCGUUUACCUACAUCAAGGUCAACAAAGGUAUCGAUACCGAGGGGAGUUACCCGUAUCACGCAGUGGACGAGAAGUGCAAGUUCGAUGCCGCUAAUGUUGGCGCCACAGACACUGGCUUCGUUGACGUCACGUCGAAAAGCGAGGCAGACCUCCAGUCCGCCGUUGCCACGCAGGGGCCAAUCAGCGUCGCCAUUGACGCCUCCCAUUCCAGCUUCCAGCUGUACAGGUCGGGUAUCUACCACAGUAUUUUCUGCAGCCAGACUAGACUAGAUCACGGAGUUUUGGCCGUUGGUUACGGAACCGACAGCGGGAAAGACUACUGGCUCGUGAAGAACAGCUGGGGCACAGGCUGGGGAAUGGACGGCUACAUCCAGAUGUCCCGUAACCGUGACAACAACUGUGGCAUCGCCACAUCUGCCAGCUACCCAACCGUGUAGAGCGCCCAAUAAAUGGUUCAGGAAUAAAACAAAGUCAUUCCAGUGAUAAUUAUGUGCAGAUAUAUCAAACUGAAAAAGAAAAAUACAAAAUAUUGAAUAAAAAAAGUUUCUAA
Messenger RNA from Dreissena polymorpha, 1229 nucleotides. Its product is annotated as procathepsin L-like. Lineage: Eukaryota; Metazoa; Mollusca; Bivalvia; Myida; Dreissenidae. Bases 121 to 1116 code for a protein of 331 amino acids. Gene Ontology annotation, cellular component: lysosome. The record is from RefSeq and is a predicted model, not a curated record. The transcript is spliced from 9 exons. Gene Ontology annotation, molecular function: cysteine-type endopeptidase activity.